UCAUUCGAUUGGAUGAUUCAGUGUAGGUACUACGAAUUCGGUAGGCACUUUUAAUAUAAAACAUUAUGCCAUGCAAAAACAAAUAUUUGGAAUGUUUAGAGUAAACUCGAGACAAAAUUAAAUAUCUGUGGAAACUUGUUAGCAUUUCUUUGGACAAUUAUUUAUUUUAAGUUAACCAUUUGUUUCUGCUGUUGAAGUAUUAAUUUGCUUUGUAGUGUGUGGAUUGUGUGUGGAUGGUAUUUAAUUAUAUUUUUUUAAAGAACGGAUAUGAAAGAACAGUUUUAGGUGUUUUAACGCUGCUUAUGCUGCGUAGAACUAAACGCAUUCAAUAGGCUUUGGUGCGAAAUGUACUUAUUUAACUGAAUUCCUUUAAAUUUACGUAAUUUAUCUCAAUAAUGUGUGACAAUCCAGAUACUAUGGAAUAUGGAGAGUUUCGAACUCCAGAAGAGGUCCGUAAAAUCAUAAAGACGGCCAAACUACAAGAGUCAGAGCUGACUGAAAUCACACAAGUGUUGAGAUUCCCGGAACCCGCAAAGCAAAAUAAUAACUUGAGACUCAUGUUGCUAGAUGAUGUACUGUUAAAGGAAAUAGAAGCCGGGAACGAGUUGCUUUUCAAAGGAGACCAAGACGAGAAUGUAGUUCUAUGCACAAACAAUAAGACAUACGACGUAAAAGAAGCUGAGACAUCCAAUAGCCUGCUUCUGGUACCAGAAUUACUAUUCGCAGCAUCCACAGGUCUCGACGAAACCCUCGCUAAUAACUCCAUGGAGGACUCCGACACAUCCUUUGACAAAUCCAACAGCAGUUUGAAUAAAUCCACCGAGUCCGAUGAUGGGAAACCACCAAGAAAACUAGAACACAAAGACAUUAUCAAUACAUUUUUCACUUACUACGAAGUUAAGCCUUGUAAACCAAGGUUGACAAAACUCCGAAAACUCCUAGAUCCCACCAGAUAUCAGGGACAAGAACUAGAGUAUGCGAUUGACAAGAGUAAGCUCCUAAACUACGAUGCCAUUUUUGAUAAAAUUCAAGCAUCCAAAAGAGAGUUGUUGGAGGAGUUCGAGAAAAUUCAAACGAUUGAGAUCGAUGGGUUUUACCGACUGCUAGAAUUCGAUUACGAGUUUCGAGUACUAUCUUACAUGCUAGACCUUAUUGAUGAGAAUUCCUGGUUAUUAGAUAGAAUAUCUAAGGAGGUUACUAUAGAUAGUUUGAAAGAACUUGUUCCUAUACCCAUAUUGGAGGCCAUGUUUAGGUUUUAUACUACAGAGUCGGUUCUAGAGGAUGGUGUACAGUAUUAUCAAUAUAAAGAGGAUAAAGUGUGUAAGUUCUUGGCUAGAGUGCUGCUGAAGAGUGCUGGCAAGUUUAAUUUGGUCGAGUUUUUGCAGGCGUGGAGGUAUUCCGUGCCAGAAGGAAUGAUUACGGAUGAGUCAAUGUUAUCUGGGAUAGCAUUAGUUGAUAAAACUAGCACCCCAAAAGUCGUCUGGGGUUUUGCAGAGAGUGACCUGCCUGAGGAAAUCAACGAGAGGUUCAAAAUACUAUUCCAGACUAAACCCAAGUGGUCUGUCGACCAGAUAUCACCGUAUAUUGAAUGUUACGCGACAGAAAAGUUAAAUGUAAACGCUCUCUUAACGAAGUACGCUCGGGCCUCCACUCAAGACGGCAUCAGAGUAUUCUCAGCCAAGCAUAUGAAAUAAUAUAUAUAUAUAUAAAAAACGUUGUACUUUUAUAAAAUAAAAAUCAAGAUUACUCAUUCAA
Trichoplusia ni (cabbage looper) is the source of this 1755-nucleotide messenger RNA. RefSeq names its product sister chromatid cohesion protein DCC1. The transcript has 5 exons. The coding region runs from base 396 to 1694 and encodes 432 amino acids. NCBI's taxonomy places the organism in Eukaryota, Metazoa, Arthropoda, Insecta, Lepidoptera, Noctuidae. Gene Ontology annotation, biological process: mitotic sister chromatid cohesion; maintenance of mitotic sister chromatid cohesion. Gene Ontology annotation, cellular component: chromatin; chromosome, centromeric region; nucleus. The record is from RefSeq and is a predicted model, not a curated record.